This is a messenger RNA of Nerophis ophidion (straightnose pipefish), 6538 nucleotides long. It is a transcript of the gene tmod1, whose product is annotated as tropomodulin 1. Gene Ontology annotation, biological process: pointed-end actin filament capping; muscle contraction; myofibril assembly. The coding region runs from base 433 to 1566 and encodes 377 amino acids. NCBI's taxonomy places the organism in Eukaryota, Metazoa, Chordata, Actinopteri, Syngnathiformes, Syngnathidae. The transcript is spliced from 12 exons. Gene Ontology annotation, cellular component: striated muscle thin filament; myofibril. The record is from RefSeq and is a predicted model, not a curated record. Gene Ontology annotation, molecular function: tropomyosin binding.
GGUUGGGGGCGGCUUAUGGUGGGAGGAGGUCCUCUCUGCUUUGCCCUUUGCGGGAGAUGACUCGCAGCCUCCUCAAUCCGCCAACGGAAGCCCGGGGUCGGGGGAGGCAACCUUUUUUGUUUUCCCGCUCCUGAACGGCACCAACUCCCGGUCUCGCUUCCUGUGCCAGAGGUCACGGACCGUGUCGUGUAGUCUGGGGCUUGUGUUCGAUCCCCGGUUCCGUUGAGGAGCGCCAACUCACGCCGCUCGGAGGGAACCAUAUCUGGUCAAAGUAUUCGGCGCUGCUGCCGUCACCCGGCCGGACCGUCCGGCUAUAAAUAGCGCCGGUGGAGGUUUUAUUAUUUCCCUCCCAGUGAAUGUGGGGUUUCUGCAGCCGCUGAGCCAACAUAUUGUCUUUCUCAUUUGAAGGAUUUUACUGAGGUGUGUUCCAUCAUGUCGGUGCUGAGGAAGGAGAUGGAGAAGUACAGAGACGUCGACGAGGACGAGCUGCUCAUGAAGCUCUCUGAAGAAGAGCUGCAGCGGUUAGAAAAUGAACUGGAGGAGUUGGACCCCGACAAUGCACUGUUGCCUGCUGGGAUGCGUCAGAAGGAUCAGACUAAGAAAUUACCCACUGGACAGUUUCAAAGAGGCAACCUGCUGGCUCAUCUGGAGAAACAAGCCAACGAACAUCAAGACAGAGAAGACCUGGUGCCUUUCACAGGAGAGAAGAGAGGAAAGGCUUGGGUGCCUAAAAAGAUUGUCGACCCCAUCAUGGAGAAUGUGACCCUGGAGCCCGAGCUUGAAGAAGCUCUUGCCAGCGCUACUGAUGCCGAACUUUGUGAUAUUGCAGCCAUCCUGGGCAUGCACACGCUGAUGAGUAACCAGCAGUACUAUGAAGCUCUGGCCAGCAGCAACAUUGUGAACAAGCAAGGCCUUAACAGCGUGAUCCAGUCCACUCAGUACAAACCAGUGCCUGAUGAAGAGCCCAAUUCAACUGACGUGGAGGACACUCUCAUGAGGGUGAAAAGGAAUGAUCCAGAGCUUGUGGAGGUCAACCUCAACAACAUCAAGAACAUUCCCAUCCCGACUUUAAAGGCGUACGCUGAGGCUCUGAUCAAGAACACGGUGGUGGAAAGGUUCAGUAUCGUUGGGACUCGAAGCAAUGACCCAGUUGCAUUUGCACUGGCUGAGAUGCUCAAGGUUAACACAACACUAAAGAGCCUGAAUGUUGAGUCCAACUUCAUAACUGGGACUGGAAUCCUGGCUCUCAUUGAGUCGCUACAGUUCAACAGAACACUGCUAGAGCUCAAGAUUGACAAUCAGAGUCAGCCGUUAGGCAACAAGGUGGAGAUGGAGAUAGCCAGCAUGUUGGAGAAAAACACCACAAUGUUGAGAUUCGGCUACCAUUUCACCCAGCAGGGCCCACGCCUCAGAGGCUCCAACGCCAUGAUGAACAACAAUGACCUUGCCCGUGUUGUCAGGUCAGAGUCUGAUGGCUCCUUCACCCUCACUUUGUCCGUCCCUGAGCUGGAACGGGCCUUUGGGAAAAAGUUCAAGUCAAAGACUAAUGAGAAAGAGAAGGCUUGAAGGAGGACCCAUCCUCCCCAAGUGUCGGACAAAUGUGUAGAAACCGCCCCCGACCCUCCAUCACCCUCCUGUUUUUGUUUUUUUGCCUUCCACCUGCCAUUUAGAAAAAUAAUAAUAAUAAUAAAAAAAAACACUUCCCUACAGCCUCUACAGACCGCCUUGAACAUCAUCUCUUGGUUAUGCACGUGCAAUUCAGGGUUCCAAGAAAAUACUUUUUGGACUUUUUAAGAAGGUGGAUAGUAAAGGAUGAAAGCAGUAUCCAAGCGUGCAUCCAAUGCAUGCAAAAAGAGAUGGUUCGUUUUUUUAAUCAAUCAAAGUUUAUUUAUAUAGCCCUUAUUCACAAGUGUCUCAAAGGGCUGCACAAGCCACAACAUCACCCUUGGCUCAGAUCCCACAUCAGGGCAAGAAAAAACUCAACCCAAUGGGUUUUUGAAUGUUUAUGUGCUGGGAAGGAAACUAACGGCACAGUGCUGCCAUCUAGCGUCCUUUACUAGCAACUGCAGUGCCUUGACUCCUUGUUUGUGAUUGAUGACGGCUUUACAUUUUGAACAGUUACAUUUGGCAAUCUGUGUUUCUACUGUUGUGUUGAAUUAUCAUUAUUAGUCGUAUGAUUGUUUUGCUGUAAAUGACGUGUUCUGAUGUCGUUCUUCACAUCUUUCUGCAAGUUUUACACUGUUUGUCCCUUCCAUAGCCAAAACCAAAGUGUCAGACUGUAAGAUAUUUAGUUUAUGACAUCCAAGAUUUAUGCCGUUUCUUAUAGGCACCCAACAGUAACAAAUAUAUGGCGCUUAUUUGCCACGUCACCAAAAAUUUGGACGGUUUGGCAGAUCAUUUAACAUAAAUUCACCUGCACUGAUUUGGUUUUAGUAUCAACAUUGCGCAGCCUCCGUCCUUCAAUGUUCUCCAUGUGGCCCUCGCUGUAUUCAUUUUGGCCAUUUCUAGCUCUAUAUGUAACAUUUAAAGUCCCACUGAUAGUCUCACACACACACACACACAAAGUGUGGUGAAAUGACCCUCUGUAUUUGACCUAUCCCUUUGUUCUACCCCCUGGGAGGUGAGGGGAGCAGUGAGCAGCAGUGAUGGCCGCGCUCAGGAAUCAUUUUGGUGAUUAAACCCCCAAUUCCAACUCUUACAGUCAGGGUACCCACACAAUACAUUAGGGGUGUUAAUUCACAACUAAAAUCCAAGCCAAAAGUUUGCACACACCUUCUCAAUGUGUUUUCUGUAUUUUCAUGACUAUUUACAUUGUAGAAUGUCACUGAAUGCAUCAAAACUAUGAAUGAACACAUGUGUAGUUAUGUACUUAACCAAAAAAAAAAAAAGGUGAAAUAACUGAAAACAUGUUUUUACAUUUUGACUGGCCUGUAUGUUUUUUGAUGGCUAGUAAUAAUUUCAUAAUAAUAACUACAGAUAAUUAAUAAUAUUAAACUAAAUAAUAAUAAUAGGAAUAGGUUAUUAUAAUGGAAAAAUUCAUAAUAAUGUACUGUUGACAAAAUAUUUUUAGAUUAUUUAACAUGUCAUAAGUGACACAAAACCCUAUUUCUUAUUAAUGAUUGCCUCUUACAAACACACACUUAUGUAUAUAUACAUAUAUAUAUAUAUAUAUAUAUAUGUAUGUAUGUAUGUACUAGAGAUGUGCGGUUUGCGGUCUCAUCCGCGGAGUCGGGCGGGUGACAUGACGAAAAAAUUGAUUUUAAUUACAUUCGGGCAGGUGGCGGUUGAAUCAUCCGGAAAUAUUUGAUAUACAUGGUUUUGGGAUCGGUAUUCUUUGCCAUUCAAAGAGCCAUUUAAGACCCGCGGCACUAAGCCAAUAAGUCAAUAGGAGACGCUAAUAUUCUCUAGAAUGACUGCCGGCAGUCACACAGAUAAUGAGUUAUAGGGCGUGCUAUAAAGUCAUUGACUUUGUCGCCCUCUACAGCAUGUACGAUUGAAUUAUAUUUAUAUAGCGCUUUUCUCAAGUGACUCAAAGCGCUUUACAUAGUGACACCCAAUAUCUAAGUUACAUUUAAACCAGUGUGGGUCGCACUGAGAGCAGGUGGGUAAAGUGUCUGGCCCAAGGACACAAUGGCAGUAACUAGGAUGGCACAAGCGGGAAUCGAACCUGCAACCCUCAAGUUGCUGACACGGCCACUCUACCAACCGAGCUAUGCCGACCUACUUGUCAGUCCAGCAAUAUGUUGUGUGUGGCUUCCGCAGCGAAACGCACAUGACUGCAAGGCAUACUGGGUGACGCAGAGUACACUAAUGGUUGUGAUAUUAACAAUUUUAACACUCUUAGUAAUAUGCGCCACACUGUGAAGCCACACCAAACAAGAUUGACAAACACAUUUCGGGAGGACAUCCUUCCAGUAACACAACAUAAACGCAACACAACAAAUACCCAGAAUCCUUUGUAUCCAUGGCACAACCCGACUAUUUUAUACACCCCGCUAGAAGCGGUUCGGGUGGACGGCGGGUGGAUGACGACUUUAGUGACGUGGUGGCGGAUUAUAUAAUUGCCUAUCCGCGCAUCUCUAGUAUGUACAUAUGUAUAUAUAUAUAUAUAUAUAUAUAUGUAUGUAUGUAUAUAUAUAUGUAUAUGUAUUUAUAUACAUGUGUGUAUGUGUAUAUAUAUAUAUACAUGCAUAUAUAUAUACAUAUAUAUACAGUAUAUACUGUAUAUUCAUAUAUACAUGUGUGUGUAUAUAUAUAUGAAUAUAAAUAUAUAUAUAUAUAUAUAUAUUUAUAGCAUGUUUUAUGUUUCAGUUUCUUCAAAAUAGCGACCCUUUGCUGUGAUUACUGUUUUGCACACUCCUGGCAUUCUCUCGAUGGGCUUCAAAAGGUAAUCACCUGAAAUGAUUUUCACUUCACAGGCCUUCAGUGACGAUCUACAAUGUAAAUAGUCAUGAAAAUAAAGAAAACACAUUGAAAUGAGAAGAUGUGUCCAAACCUUUGGCCUGUUUUUUAAAUUUUACAUUACAAAUAUCGAGAGAGCUGAAAUUGAACGUUAUGUAUCACUUUUCUCGGACAGUCCUACAAAGUUGUCUAUUUUUUUUCCCGUUUCUUCUCUUACCCCUUUCUUGGCUCCCAAAUUCUGAUGCGUGUGUGAAAACAUAAAGAGUUUAAGCCACCGACUUUAGUUGAACACACACAUGUGUCGCUCUCAAGCAAACAUCUCUCUUUUGAAAACCUCUCCGGGAUUUCUGCAAUGUUGCGACCACGGAUGUGUCUCUACAUCACGUCUUUGUUGAAACUGACAGACAUGUCGACUUGCCCCGGAGCAAACGCCGACCCAUAUCUACACCUGUCUGGGUUAGGUCACUUUGAACUUUCCCACACAACUUCUAAUCAAAACAAAUAUUACAAGUAAUAUUUGUGUAUUGCUUUAAUCAGGUGACAUUGUUGACUUAUGUUUAAGUCUAACCCCUUGCCUGGUAUUUUUCUCCUUUUUUUUUUUAAUAGAGUGUUUAUCCUUAAUGCAGCACCUCUACAUUUUCUUCUUUUUGUAUUUACUUGAUCUUACAAAAAUGAUCUUAUAUGACGGCUGGCAGCUAAUCACACACAAACAUGGGAUUCUGAUCAGGAAGAUUCACGGUAUUGAGCUAAGGUUUUAAUAGAUAAAGUUGAUGAAGCUUUUGAAGAAGUUUAAUUGGAUACUGCAAGUUUGAUCCUUUAUUGGUCUUUAUUUCACCAAAUGACUAAGUAGAUAACAUAGACUUAGACUUAGACAAACUUUAAUGAUCCACAACGGAAAUUGUUCCACACAAUAGCUCAAAGGAUGGAAAGGAUAAUGCAGAAAUAAAAUAGACUAAAAAUGUACCGUAGUAGCAAUAUGAAAUAUAAUAUAUAUGUAAUAUUUACAUAAUAAAUGUACAGUAUAUGAUAUAUACUGAUAUAUGUUUAUAUUAUAUAUACAAUAUAUAACAAUUACCAUGUACAAUAUCAACCCAUCAAUCAAUCAAUGUUUACUUAUAUAGCCCUAAAUCACGAGUGUCUCAAAGGGCUGCACAAACCACAACGACAUCCUCGGCUCAGAUCACACAUCAGGGCAAGGAAAAACUCAACCCAAUUGGAUAACAAUGAGAAACCUUGGACGUCGAGUGGAUCUAGCAAAAUAUUGUGAGAGUCCAGUCUACAAUGGAUUUUAAUAUAAUAGUGAGAGUCCAGUCCAUAGUGGAUCUAACAUAAUAGUCCAUAGUGGAUCUAACAUAAUAAUGAGAGUCCAGUCUAUAGUGGAUCUAACAUAAUAGUGAGAGUCCAGUCCAUAGUGGUUCUAACAUAAUAAUGAGAGUCCAGUCUAUAGUGGAUCUAACAUAAUAGUGAGAGUCCAGUCUAUAGUGGAUCUAACAUAAUAGUGAGAGUCCAGUCCAUAGUGGUUCUAACAUAAUAGUGAGAGUCCAGUCCAUAGUGGAUCUAACAUAAUAAUGAGAGUCCAGUCUAUAGUGGAUCUAACAUAAUAGUGAGAGUCCAGUCCAUAGUGGUUCUAACAUAAUAGUGAAAGUCCAGUCCAUAGUGGAUCUAACAUAAUAGUGAGAAUCCAGUCCAUAGUGGGGCCCCCAGGAGAUCAAUUUGAGAUUACAGUAUAUGUAACAGCUGCAGCAUAAAAUAAAGUUCAAGUACCAAGAGAGGAACAUCAGGAAUUUAUUAAGAGAAGGAGGAAAAAGCAGUUCCAAUCGUGCAGGAAAUAAAACGCGCUAAUAGCUGCUAAAAAGAACACAUUUAAAUUUUUCACUAACAUAAAGGGAUGACAAUCUCAUAUUUAAAUUUUUUUUUUUUUUUUUUUGUGACAUUUAAACAAAAACGUUGUGACUGCUGAGCGAAUACGAAUUACGGAUGUAAACAUUUGUUAUUUAACUGAGUGACACUUGUUGUUUCCACAUGUUCUUCCCAUCUGCAACCUAUUUAUAGCAUCAUAGGACUUGAUUAAGACGUGUGUUAGAUAGUCCACAUCUUUUGGUUUGGUUUUUGAAAUAAAUGAGCCUUGAAAAUGAAA